Molecule: messenger RNA, 1739 nt
Organism: Bicyclus anynana (squinting bush brown)
Lineage: Eukaryota; Metazoa; Arthropoda; Insecta; Lepidoptera; Nymphalidae
Exons: 4
Coding region: 729-1733 (334 amino acids)
Source: RefSeq, a predicted model, not a curated record
ACACGGCCGAGUUACAAUACUGCUUGUAUAUAUUUUUAUUGUGGCAAUGUGUUUGUUAGUGUGUGUAAAAAUUACGCGUGUGUGUAUUGCGAGUCAAAUUUAUAGUUGUGUGUAGUGUAUGGACACAGAAUAUACUUAAUGGUGUUAAAUGUUUUCGAUGAGUGAGUUUACCUCGUCCCCCUCAAAAAAUUACAGACUUUUUUGUUGGUGAAUUUGGGUGCGAACCACGUCCAGUUAUUAAUGGUCUAAGCCCAAAACGUCAUCAGGCAUGGCGCUGACAUAAAGCUUUCCACUUCAGCGUUGUCACCGUAUUGUGUUUCAGAGCGCGAACGCCUGCGCGAGCUCAGUGCUGUUGUACAACAGGUGGGGGAACCGUAAACCGACAUGUCGGCGUCGUCGCUGUCGGCGCCGCAGCGCAUCGACAUCAUAGACCUGGACCGCUACUUGCGCAGCGCCGUACGCCCACCCGACGCGCGUCGCGCCCGCUCGCGGUAAACGCUGGCGCACUCUAGAUGCGCCGUGCGGGCGAGCGGUGUGACGGCCGCGUGUCGCAGACAUGUCGGCGUCGUCGCUGUCGGCGCCGCAGCGCAUCGACAUCAUAGACCUGGACCGCUACUUGCGCAGCGCCGUACGCCCACCCGACGCGCGUCGCGCCCGCUCGCGGUAAACGCUGGCGCACUCUAGAUGCGCCGUGCGGGCGAGCGGUGUGACGGCCGCGUGUCGCAGACAUGUCGGCGUCGUCGCUGUCGGCGCCGCAGCGCAUCGACAUCAUAGACCUGGACCGCUACUUGCGCAGCGCCGUACGCCCACCCGACGCGCGUCGCGCCCGCUCGCGCGAGCGACCGGCGGUGGACGUGGACAGCCAGCGACUGGUGGUGGACGCGGGCGGCGGGGGCGGCGCGCGCGGCAAGCGCUACUGGCACGACUCGGGCGUGUCCGACAGCAGCGGCGGCGGCCAGCGGCGUGCGCACAGGUGCGGCGCGCCCGCCCGUCGCUCGUCGUGUCGCGUGUUGCGGCUACAGCGGUGCGCUUGCAGGCGCGCCGGCGGCCGGCGGCGACGGCGCGGCGGCUCGACGCAGGAGCUGCGCGCGGCGUGCGAGCGUGCGCUGCGCCAGCAGCGGCAGCAGAUCGCGCGCGUGACGCAGCUGUGCCGCUCGUUGGCGGCCGAGCGCGCGCCGCCCGCCGCCCGCAGCGUCAGCAGGAGGAGCUUCGGCCAGAACGUGUCGCCGCGCCCGCGCCGGCGCCGCUCGGGCUCCAGCGGGUCCGACGCGGCGCGCUCGGCCGACCGCCGGACAGAGUCAUGCGCCACGUGCGACAUCAUCGCGUGUAAGCUGGAGGAGCUGAGCCGCACGUACGCCGCGCGGCGAUCCGCGCCGGACGCCGCGAGCCGUCCAGCGCCCGCCGCUCGCUGCGCCGUGACGCGCGUGCACGAGCUAGACAUCCGUCCGCAGUCCGCCAGGCGAGUGCCCGCAAGUGUAGCUAGGCGAGACAUACGCGGACCGUUCGGCGCCGGUCGCACCGACACAUGGCAGCAAAGGUUAUGUGACGCGUGUGGCUACAUUAGCGCUCGUCGGUUGCAGCGGUGGCCGGGGAAGUCGCCUGCAGACGCACGGCGAGUCGCGCGGCGCGUCGCUGUGCGCGCUGUGCCGCGGCGGGUGGCGCGCGCUGCGGCGGUGCGCCGCGCGGCUGCUGCUCGGUGGCUGCUCAUGAAUAAACUGAUCUGUGUUAACUAAGCUAAA